Messenger RNA from Thunnus maccoyii (southern bluefin tuna), 4222 nucleotides. Its product is annotated as zinc finger protein ZFAT-like. Gene Ontology annotation, molecular function: chromatin insulator sequence binding. The coding region runs from base 153 to 3968 and encodes 1271 amino acids. The transcript has 24 exons. Lineage: Eukaryota; Metazoa; Chordata; Actinopteri; Scombriformes; Scombridae. Gene Ontology annotation, cellular component: chromosome. The record is from RefSeq and is a predicted model, not a curated record. Gene Ontology annotation, biological process: regulation of transcription by RNA polymerase II.
AUAUGUUUCUCGGGUCUUCACGUUAGCUUGGGCCAAAUCAAAAUAAACAAACGCGUUUAGUUUAAAACUUAUUGUUAAACGUGUUCCUGUUGGGAUUUUCAGUCUUUAAUUUUGUGUUCACGGUUAUUUUAAGACUUUUUCAUGUGCAGCAAAUGUCUUCAGAGCCUGCAGAGUUUGAAAGCUUUGAGACAGCGUCAAAUUCUGGCUCUGUGUUCAUGUGUCGGCUGUGCAACCUCUUCUCUCCCAGCCGCCCUCUGCUGCUGGCUCAUUGCUCACAGCUUCACCCCCAGCAGGAGCCUCCUGAUGACAUCAUCAUUGCACUACAGCCCCUUGUAGCAGAGCCUGCGGGGACCCUGGCAGAGAGUCCAGUGAAACGAAAACGAGGAAGACCAAAAGGUUCCACGAAGAAGCGCACAGACUGGACAGAGGGCAAGGCUGACUCCACCCAUUCUCUAGAGGAUAAAGUUAGAAGAGAAGAAGAGAGGAAUAAGGAGGAGGCAGACAGACAAGGUGAAAAUGAUAACGGGAUAUCAGGGCUGGAAUGUAGAGACUGUCAUCGCUUGUUCAGGAACAGACGACAGAUCCUCAAACACAUCUGCCUGAGAGAAGAGGAGGAGGAGGAGGAAGAAGAGAACGGGAGCGUCUGUGGUGGAGCAGUAGUUGAGGAUGCUGAAAAUUUGGACCCUGGGGGAGCUGAUCCAACUCAGAUGCACCAAAACCCAGCAGGACCAGGACUUGUGAGAGAAAAAGGUGUGGGCAGCGGACAGAGAACCAAUAAGAGAAGUCGGAUGCUUUCUGAGGACCGAAGCCGCAUCUCUAAAGAAGGAGGCCUUGGAACAGGCAACAAAAAGUCGGUCGUCAGUGUUGUUCUGAAGGAAGAUGAAACAAUCCCAGGUGUUUCUAAAAUGGUUCCAGUGGAGGACAGUUCAGCAGAAACAGAGUGUGUAUCCAUCCAGGCCAAGCCUCAGCACUCUGCAGUCUUCCAGAGUCAGCCACAAGACAUUGGAAGUGAAUCGACUGCCUGUGAAGACAACCCUAAAGCAGACCAGGAGCCAAGUUCUAACCCGACCUCCACAACAGUAACAGCCAGCAGAGGCUUCCAGGAAUAUUCUAUCAAGCAAGAUGCUACCAAUUUACUUCAGAGCCAGUUGAAGAUCUUCGCCUGUGAGUUCUGUAACAAGAUCUUCAAAUUCAGACACUCGCUGAUUUCCCACCUCAGGACACACACCCAGGAGAAACCGUUCAAAUGUCCACAUUGUGACUACGCGUCAGCCAUCAAAGCCAACUUGAAUGUUCACCUGAGGAAGCACACAGGAGAGAAGUUCAGCUGUCAGCACUGUCCUUUCAACUGCCUCAGCCCAGGACACCUCAAGGUCCACAUAGAGCGAGUCCAUUUGAAGGUGAAGCAGCACUGCAGCUUCUGCCAGAAAAAGUACUCGGAUGUGAAGAACCUGCUGAAACAUAUGGAGAAACGGCAUAACCUGAAAGACCCUGUUGUCUCCCAGAACUACCAACAACUGAGGCUAAAGACUCGUCAGGGCCUCAGACAGCUCCUCUACCACUGUCCCACCUGUAAUCGACGCUUUAAGAACCAGCUGGAGCGGGAGCGCCACCUGUUGGUCCACGGGCCUCAGCGCCCCUUUGCCUGCUUGCUCUGUGACCAUGCUGCAACCAAGCUGGCCGCCCUCGCUGCUCAUGUCAGAAAGCACCCCUUUCUAUACGUGUGCUCUGUGUGUGACGGGAAGUUUGUCAGCUCACAGAGACUAAAGAGUCACCUUAAGGAGUCUCACCUUGAGCUGGACCAAGAGCAGGCUUUUACCGACUGCAUCAACAACAGCUUCUAUCUGAUGCAGCCUGGAGGAAGCAUGUGGGGAGAUGAAGAGAGGGAGGACACAGAGAGAGGGAUAAAUGAAAAGGACGGGGUAGUGCAUGAAAAUGAGAGUAGGGAGGAGGGUGUAACAAAUGGUGUAGGAGGGGAGGAGCUGAGAGAUGGAGAAGGGGAGCAGCUUCAAGGAGCAAGAGGGGAAGACGAGGAGGCUAAAUCUCAGGAUGAAAGCGCAGAAGAACAGCAGGUGAUAGAGGGAAAGACGAGAGAAGUAGGAGAUUCCCAAGAAGUGCUCCAUCAAUCAAUUACUAUAGAAACCACAACUCCCUCUGACAGACAGGAGGAAGAGUGCGUUGAGUCUUCUGAUUGGUCUGAAGUGACAGUGGCGGAAAGGUCACAGGAAAACACGGCGGACACACGCACCUCUGGAGAUGGCAAUACACGUGGACAUGAAGAGAACACGCAAGGCUUAUUACCAUCCCAGGAAAUUCACACCCCUACUUUGGAAAACACACACAGGAGUUCAGAAAACACGCACCCAGCUGAUGACGACACAUCUGCAGCCAAAGACACAAACGCAUCUUCGUCAUCAGUAAAUACAAACUUGUCUAAUUUGGGCGUACACACACCUUUGUCAUCAGCACCUCCAGAAGAAGAUAACCAGACUCCACAAUCAGAAACGGUGUCAGAGGUUUUCCAUCAGAGUGCGUUCCAGCAGGUGUUUUCGUCUCUUCAGAAGACUCUGCUUGAUAUGGAGACUUUCCAACGGCUCAGGAAAAUUUACGGGGACCUGGAAUGUCAAUACUGUGGUAAACUGUUCUGGUACAAAGUCCACUAUAACGCGCAUGUACGUACACAUACCAAGGAGCACUUGCAUUAUUGUUCAAAGUGUAGCUACUCUUCCAUCACCAAAAGCUCUUUAAAACGACAUCUGAUCCAGAAGCACAGCGGCUUGCUGCUGCCUUGUUCUAAUCCUGGAUGUAAAUACAGCACACCUGACAAAUACAAACUACAAGCCCAUCAGAGGACGCAUCAGGAACAGGCAAAGAGUGUGACCUGUCCUGUCUGCCAUCACAGCUAUCCAGAGCACAGACUGAAACACCACAUUAAAACAGUCCAUCCUGAUACAGUGCCUGUGCAGGGUAAAGGGCUGAUGGUGAAGCGUGCAGAGAAGUGCCCUUACUGUGAUUCUUACUUUCUAAAGAACAGCAGUGACUUUCAGCAGCACAUCUGGGCCCAUCAAGGUUUGAAACCAUACCUCUGCACAAUGUGUGACUACGCAGGCCGCAGUAGGAGUAACCUGAAGACUCAUAUGAAUCGACACAAUAAAGACAGAUGUCACGUCUGUGAUCUGUGUGGUAAAACAUUCAAAUCUAAAGUCACUUUGAAAAGCCACAGACUGAGCCACAGCAGUGAAGGGAAACGGUUUCAGUGCACAAAGUGUGACUUCACCUGUGUCUCUAAACCUUCCUUGCUCAGACACAUGGAGCAGCAUGCUGAAUUUAAGCCGUUCCGUUGUGCCCACUGCCACUACUCCUGUAACAUUGCUGGUCCCCUGAAGAGACACUACAACAGGAAACACCCAGAUCAGAAAUAUCAGAACGCUGGACCUGGACUAGCUGACCUAGAUGCUUUGAAACAACAAGGUGGAAUGAAGUGUCCUGAAUGUGAAUUUAUUUAUGGCACCAACUGGGAACUGAACCGCCACCUGAAAAGCAAACAUGGCCUGAAACUGGUGGAAGGCACCUGGGAGGUGGGGGAGGCAGUAGAGGCCCAGUACUUGCCCGUGGAGGAUGAAGAGCAGCUGACAGAAGCACACGUAGCAGCCCUGCAGGACAACGGGGCAGUUAAUAUUCUCCAGCAGAUCACUGAAUUCAGUUCAGAGGCUCACAACGCUGUCACCUCCAUGGUUGCCAUGGCUCCAGGCACCGUCGCCGUCGUAGAACAGUUGCAGGUGGCCGAGGAGAAGGAAGUCUGCAGCAACCAGCUGAUGGUGGUGAACGCAGAGGGGGAUCUAACUGGUAACCAGGUGAUGGUGGUGGAGGAGGGACACGGCUUGGAGGCCCUGACAGUCCUCACUCAGGGAGAAAACACUCACCACUAUAUUGUCUACGUCCAGGAACAUACUGUAGAAAUCAACUAGCAUUUCACCACAGGAUUGUCGAUCCAUCAGUACUGGGUGGAUCAGUGCGUAUCAGUAGAUGAGUAAAGUAAAGCAACAUAAAAUGUUCAAUAAGCAAUAAAAUCAGGAUUUAGUGAAUGUAAGAAUUCCUUUCAUCAUAUUUAUUUUUUAGUCACUUGGUAAUUAUAAAAACAAUAAGUGCAAUACUUUGUUGUGUGAUAAUGUGACAUAUUUUGUACUUACAAAGCAUAUUUAAAUAAAAUCCCUGUCCUGCA